CACACAUCUGGAGGGUAUCUGGUGUGGCUUUGUGACUCCUUUGCCUGCUAUGGGACAGCCUGUAUUUGGACUGGACGUCAGACUUGAGUGCGUUUCACCUAACGUUGCUCAGAAGCGGAGAGUUCAAUGGACAUGUCCUUUCCCAAGCAUUCCAUCCUGCAGGCCCUGAGCGUGCUGCUCUUGGCCUCAGUGUUGGUGCGUUGCCAAGCCCCUUACAAGCCACAAGCGAAAGAGGAGGAAGAGGAGCCAAUAGAGGAGGCUGACAUCACAACAGUGGGGAAGAAAUCCGAGCUGAUCGAAUGUCCGCCGGAGUGCAGCUGUACAGCAGAAGGGGUAGUGGACUGCGCGGGAGUGGACCUCGUGGUGUUCCCGUCCAAUCUGACGUCUAAAACCCGCCAGCUCUCUCUGCAGAACAACAUGAUCGAGGAGAUAACGGUGGAGCAUCUUUCCCAUCUGCAUCAGCUUGAGACCCUGAACCUUCAGAAUAACUGGCUCACCACAGAUGGCCUUGAAGACGAAGGCUUUGAGAUGCUCGAACAACUGGCUUAUCUAUACUUGGCAAAUAACAAGCUAACCUCUGCCCCAAGGGCCCUACCCCCAUCUUUGGUUAGUGCUGAUUUUGCUGCUAAUCAGCUUACAAGGAUUUAUCCAUACACAUUUGGCUACAAACCAAAACUGAGGUCUGUGUAUCUUCAUAACAACAAGCUGACUGAUGUGGGGCUUCCUGAUCACAUGUUUAAUGCUUCUGAAAACCUGGAGAUCCUCACCAUGUCCAGCAACUUCCUGCGCGUUGUCCCCAAGAACCUGCCCUCCAAUCUUUCCCGCCUCCAUCUGAAGAGCAACAAGUUGGAGAAAAUCCCAGCAGGGGCCUUUGACAACUUGCAUAACCUCAGAGAGUUGUAUCUCCAGAACAAUCUUCUCAGCAACGAGGGCAUGGACAAUGAGACUUUCAGCCAUCUGAGCAGCCUUGAGUGUCUGGACCUGUCAAACAACAACCUGAGUGUCGUUCCUAAGGGUCUGCCUCGCAAUCUAGUGCUGCUACACUUGGAGAAGAACUCCAUCCGCAGCAUCCCUGGGGAUGCCCUUACACCUGUCCGAAACCUUGAGUACCUGCUACUCCACAAUAACAAGCUCCGCUCCCGUUCUAUUCACCCAGCUGCCUUCCAGGGCUUGAAGAAGCUCCAUACUCUCCACAUGUACAACAACCUGCUGGAGCGCGUUCCCAGGGGCUUGCCUCGGCGAGCCAAGACCCUGAUGCUACUCCACAACUCGAUUUCUGAAAUUGCCCGCAACGAUCUGUCAUUACUUUACACCCUCACGGAGCUCAACCUCAGCUACAACAAACUGACCAGCUCCAAGAUACAGCGCGAUGCCUUCAGGAAGCUGCGUUUACUGGAAACCCUGGACCUGUCAGGGAACAGCCUCCUAACAAUGCCCCUGGGACUUCCUCGCAGUCUUCGAGUGCUUGAAAUCAAGAACAACCAGCUCAACUCCAUACCAGACGGUGCCCUAACAGGUAUGGAGAAGCUACAAAAGCUGAUCCUGAGUGACAACCAGCUGAAAUUGAACUCAGUCUACCAAGGGGCCUGGAUGGAGCUCAGUGCGCUCACAACACUUGACCUAUCGGGCAACCAGCUGUCGCACAUCCCCUCUGACCUGCCGGAGUCUCUGGAGUACCUUUACCUGCAAAGUAACCGCAUCUCCAGUGUUCCAGCAUCAGCAUUUGAAGGCACUCCGAACAUAAAAGGCAUAUUCCUCCGGUUUAACCGCCUCUCUGUGGAAUCAUGGGACGACAGCUCUUUUGCACACUUGUCCAACUUGCAAGUGCUAGACAUCGGCACAGGAAGCACAGAUGUCACCUUCAAAAGAGUUGAGGAGGAGGAUGAGAAGAUGACGGAGGAGGAACAAGAAACAUAAAUCAAACUCACUUAAAACUGACAUCAGACUUUGCUGCACCAAGCACAUACGUAAGAAAGAAAACCAUAUAUUUCUGGUGCCGGAUACCGGAUGACGUUGCAUUAGUUUCCAUUUGUUGGGCUGGUUAGUAUUGCAAAUUUUUAUAUCUGACCUUUGAUAUCUGUUUCAGUUGUUUUGUUCCUUAUCGUAAAAGAUCGGUCAGGAAAGCCAAUGUGAAAUUUCCCAUGUAAAUGUAUGUGAAUCGAAACCAGAAGGGCAAAAGAUGCACAUCCACUGUGUCCAUCUUUUUUCUUCGCUUUCUCUUUUUUCUUUUGCUGUUUUGUCUCCCUUGCUUAGAAAAGCCAUUUGACUAGAAAUACUGUGAAACAUGUUUUGUUUUUAACACCGAGGGCGACAAGAUAAGAAGCCUGACUCCACUUAAACCAACAAAGCCACAGUAAUUGCGGGACUGCAGGUUUUUUCCUUUUUCUUUUUCUUUUUCUUUUUGCUCAGCAUCACAACACAAGCCUGUAGUGAUUUUUAAAACUGCCUAUUUGAGCAGAACCAAUGCAAAACAAUGCAAAAAUUUUGAAGGAAUUCAUAAAUCAUAUUGAAAAGGAAUGGAAGAAUAGUAAAACAAACUCACAUUAGAAAAGCCACAAUCUUUUUUUCUUUUUUAAAAAAGUGGUUAUAUCAAAGAUUUUUUUGUGAGCAUAAGUUAUAAACAGAACUUCUUUUAUUCCCUACUCUUUCCAGCUGUAUAACAGCUCGUCUUUUUGUAACAGUUAAGAUACUUUGACCAAUUAAUUUCCCCCGUAGAUCAUUAAAGUCUAAAGUUUCAAAUCCAACUACAGCACAUCUCUUAGAUCUUACCUUAACACACCUUAACAGGUGUGUUUUCUUCCUUAUACAACAUGUGCAUUUACAGUCCAACUUCAUUCAUGUUUACUCAAUAACACUCGAUACAGGAGGGACAGAACAUAGAAACGUUUCGCCAUGACUUUAAUGUUACCACGUUGGGUUGAAGCUGUCUUCUAUAGUUAUUUUUGAAAUAAAAAUCAAUGUGAUAUGAUGAAUUUUUGUUAUCUCACAAUUUUGUCAUCUGUGCUUCAAAAUGGUAGUUUGUUCUUCCUCUGUUACAUUUCAGUCGGAGUAUUCCCUCACUCAGAACAUGUUUACUUCCCCCAGUGGUCAGUGCAUGUAUAAGUUCGGGUGGAUGCACCAGAACUUAAACAGCAUCAUGUACGGAUUAUAACUUUAGCCGCUAAAUGUUCAGUAGUUUUACCUGAUGGAUUAUUAAGUAAAACUAUUGGUUAAUCAUAAUGGUCUUUUACUUGUCAACAGUAUUUUGACUGAUUUGAGUUUAUUAUUUCACCACUAAGUUACUGAAAAGCUACGUCAAAAUGCAGCCAGUGAGUUGUCUUAAUGACAGAAACACUGGCUACACUAUGGUUAUAUGUUAAUUUAGUUAAUUGUUUAUUUUUUUUCUUUUUCCUUUGGCCAUGUGCCUAUAGAAGAAGGCAGCGUCACAUAUUUGAAGCUUCGAUUUAUGCUGCUGCUACUUCAAUCUAAGAGAAAGCCUAUAUUUUCAUAUGACAUUGAAAAUACUCGUCCUGUUACAUUCAUUAUGUUGCUAUGAGUACAGCGUCACAUUCACAUGUACCAGUAUAGCGUUGUCACACACAGUGUACAAUCAUUGAACAAUAAAGCAAUCAAUUAUGUGAAAAGGCUGAAGCGGGGCUGUGUAUUUCCUAACACCAGUGCAUAAGUGUUUAAUGCAGGUUCUCCAACGUAACGCAUUGUCACAGCUAAUUUAUGAUCUGUCUCCACAAUGCAGCUAGUCUGCAUUUUCUUUUGUUUUGUGAUGUUUCUGUCUCAAAACAAGCUGGACACUGCUGAAAGAAAACCCCUGUCACGACAUGUUUUGCGUCACAUGCAUGUCAUGUGUUGAGAGGUGCGCUGAAAUCUGACAGUUGACAACACGGUGAGUCAAAUGAAAAAUCCAUCUGUGUUUGACAGCGUUUAUUGCGGCCUUUAUGUGACAAGAGUGAAAGACUCUGCAAAGAAAUUCAAACGUUCACCUUUAAAGGUCAAGAUUUGUUCAAGUCUAUUAUAAUACUCACCUACUAUAGAUAUAUAUAGUCCCUCCAGACACAUUCCCUUUUGUAGUGGCAAAACUGUAAAGGUGUAUUUGGAGAUGCUUAAUGGAAGUCAAUGGAAACACACUAGUACAGUAGUCGGUUAGUAGCACAUUUGCCAGGGGUGACACAAGUUGGGUGAUUAAGUUAUCUGACAAUUUCAUCCAGUACUGAAUUAGAAUAACUUUCAUGCAGUUGGUGUUAAGAUGUUUCAGGCAAAAAUCUGAGCUGACAAAUCUUUUU
Molecule: messenger RNA, 4277 nt
Organism: Mugil cephalus (flathead mullet)
Lineage: Eukaryota; Metazoa; Chordata; Actinopteri; Mugiliformes; Mugilidae
Gene: podn
Product: podocan
Exons: 11
Coding region: 127-1917 (596 amino acids)
Molecular function (GO): protein binding
Source: RefSeq, a predicted model, not a curated record